AUGAAAGACGAUAUUCCUAACAAAAGCAGAAGCGUCUCGGGUACAAGUUCCUCUGGAGAGUCAGUCGUAUUGCAUACUCCAGCAGACGACGUUUCAGUCUUCAAAGCUGCCAUUGCAGAAGACCCUAGCCAUAACCAUGGCUAUCCCCCUCUUCUGGAUCAUGUUUCACGGCUUCAUACCACCGAUAUGGCAGAGGUCGGUUACAAUCUUGAUUACUUGGCAGCCAGCCAGACUCCACAAGCCAUUCGUCAGCGCGAAACGGACAAACGAAUCAUAACAGGCGGAUCAGAUUUCCCUCGUAAACCUUCGUAUGGAAACUGCGUGGUGAGAUUCAAAAGAGCGAGUCGAAAAUUUUGGGCUGAGUUCUUUGGAACUGCUAUUUUGGUCCUCUUCGGGACGGCUGUCAAUCAUCAGGUUGCACUUGGGGGAUCAACACUAGUGUCCAGCACGCCAACAGGCUCUUUCGUUUCUGUCGCAUUCGGAUGGGGGUUGGCUGUGAUGUUGGGCGUUGUCUUGUCUGGCGGACUGAGCGGUGGUCAUGUUCGUUCUCCCUCUCAAUGUCCAUCAAUUGCUCCAGAAACUGAUGGGCGCGUCGAGGUCUCGUUUAGCUCAAUCCGGCCGUCACUCUGUUCUUGGGCGAUGGUCCCACUCUAUUGGUUGGCUCAGUUCACUGGCGCUACUUUUGGAGCUGCCCUCGCAGUUGGAGAUAGUGGAAAUAUCGCUCCAGUCAAAGGCCUUGGACCAUUUUUUAUCCUUUGGGUGGUAUUUGGCCUGGCAUCGGGAUUAGGAAUGCAGACUUCCUUUGCUCUCAAUCCGGCGCGGUUUGCUGACCCCAAGAUCACUUCCUCACCAAAUAGUGAUAUCGGGCCCAGGUUAUUGACAUGGUUAGCGGGCUACGGAAACUCGGUCUGGACCAUCCGGAGUUGCUAUUUCAUAACUGUUGCUACUUUGGGACCCGUAUUCGGCGCAAUAAUUGGUUGUAUCAUCUACGAUCUCUUCCUGGCAACUGAAGAGGUUCCAGAUUGCCUCUUACACGGUCAUUCACGUUUGUCAUACAAUUGGCGUAAGAUACAACCCAGUACUACAGUCCCGGAACCCGAAAAAUAUUUAACACAAUUCAAUAAGAAAAGAAGUGUAGGAGCUCGUCUAGGCCGCUCGCCCCAAGUCAAUAUCGGGAAGACUAGCUCACAUCGAUAUGUUUCACUUGAUGCUGCAUAA
Messenger RNA from Melampsora larici-populina 98AG31, 1218 nucleotides. RefSeq lists its product as uncharacterized. The coding region runs from base 1 to 1218 and encodes 405 amino acids. Gene Ontology annotation, cellular component: plasma membrane. Gene Ontology annotation, molecular function: water channel activity; glycerol channel activity. Gene Ontology annotation, biological process: glycerol transmembrane transport; water transport. NCBI's taxonomy places the organism in Eukaryota, Fungi, Basidiomycota, Pucciniomycetes, Pucciniales, Melampsoraceae. The transcript has 12 exons. The record is from RefSeq and is a predicted model, not a curated record.